Molecule: messenger RNA, 4000 nt
Organism: Halichondria panicea
Lineage: Eukaryota; Metazoa; Porifera; Demospongiae; Suberitida; Halichondriidae
Exons: 2
Coding region: 338-3895 (1185 amino acids)
Source: RefSeq, a predicted model, not a curated record
GAAUAUCAACUCACAUGCAUGUAUAGAAUACCCUGACAUUGUUCUCUCUAGUCAGGUGCACAUAAUUAUAAACGAAUUAGCAUUGUAGAUAGACUAUAGCUAGAGUAGGCUGAUUUUCUCCAUUGUAACGCUCUAUGCAUGCAGGUAGCUUUUUGUUGGUGGUAGAUUAAUUAUUAGAUCUAAUAAUUGUGUUUAGAUCUAGGACUAAAUCUCUCUCUAUAUAUACAAUGUAUUAUGAAUGUAAUUGUUCAAAAGGUCACCUAUUUAAACUAAAGUGAACAGCAAGCUCAUGUGAAGGAGCCUGCAGGAGGUUUCUAAAAGCUCUAAAGAUAAAAGAAUGCUUCGAGUGUCCGUGUUAGUGGUGGUGGUGUUGGGUUGUCUCCUGACCUCCUCAGUAUGCAGGGCUCAGGUGUUCUAUGUCAAACCUUCACAGCCUCCAAACACCACCUGUCCUGGUGAGCUGUGUCACACUCUCAAUUACUAUGCCCAGAAUGCUGCAUCACUGCUUAGUGGGAAAAGUAAUGUCACAUUACUGUUUGUUGAGGGUGUCCAUCUUUUAACCGAACCGACUUUUGAGGUUUUUGAAACUGAUAGUGUAACAUUGUCUGCAUUAACUGAGUUCAUUAAUGUUACUGUUAUGUUAUCUACUGGAAGCGAUAUGAAUUUCACUCUUGUGGACGAUUUACAUUUGAGUAAUUUAGUUGUUGUGGCUGAUAUAUUAUGUCCGGGCAACAACAUUCCAGGCAACAGCAUUAACACUACACUUGUCAGAAGGGUUUAUCACUCUAACGUAACUGUCUUCUGCUGUGACUUCCAUCUUCAAAUGAUCCAUGAAUUUCAAUUGUACCAUUCCACUUAUUACUAUGCUGGAAUUAACAUGUAUAAUUUUGACGAGAUAGAUAAUGUGAUCCUAAUGUUAUCUGAAUGUUAUUUAUAUUCUGGAUCCAACAUCAACAUAUCCCUAAGUAGCUCCUUCAAUGGAUCUAUUACAAACUCAUCUGGUUUUAUCAUCUCCGUGCAUGUUAUUAAUCGCGACCAAGGCUUCUUUUCUCUAACAAUCAGAGACUGUGUGAACCGUUUUGAAGAUGUUGGUGAGGUUAGCGUUAUUGUUUCUGAAGCGCCCCUCAUGUUGUUCGAGGUCAUUUUAGAAAACAAUCAUUUUGAUACUGAACACUUUUACUUUUCGGCACUCAAUAAUGCAGAUUUUGAAGGAUUUCUUUGUGUGAAAAAUUGCUCGUUCCAUUUUUCUGAUAUUUCUUCCCAAUCCUUUUUUUCAAAUAUUUCAAUGGACCUGAGCAGUUUUAAUGAUACUAGUUCUGUUUAUUUUCGCUCUGCAAAGGAAUGUACUGUUAGGAAUGUUAGCUUUAACAACAGCAACUUUAAUGUUGUAGGUCCUUCCACAGUUCUCAUAGACAAUUGUCGGUUUGAAAAUUCAGUAGAUGUAUAUGAUUCACCGUUCGUCAUGUCUGAAGUGCGUUUACUCAUAGUCAAUGAAACAGUGUUCAAAAAUAACCAAGGUUACAACGGAGGGGCUCUAUAUUUGUUCAAUAGUAGACUAUAUCUAACUCAUAAUUCAGUAUUAGUUUUCGAUAAUAACUCAGCAAUUGAUAAAGGUGGUGCUGUUUAUGUGGAAAGUCCAAUGGAUGAAAGAUUAUCGCUUUACGGAGAUUCUCCAAUAUCAUUUAAUUGUACUUUCAGUUUAAAGUACAAUGUAUCUGAUGGAAGCAAGCCAGAUAACUCGAUCGUUUUCAAAGAUAACAGUGCCGCCAACGGGGGCAGUAAUAUUUAUGGAACUUCCUUAAAAUCCGAUUGUUUAGUUUCUCCUGAUGGAAGAAAUCAUAGCUAUGAGGUUCAAGCUGAUAUUUUUGAAUUUGACCAUGAUUUAAAAAUAAAUAAAUUGAUAUCGUCAGUGUCCUCUGAUCCGAAGCGGGUUUGCUUGUGUGAUGAUAACAGGAUUCCAAUGUGUGGUAAUUUGUCUCAGUAUAACAAUGUUGCUCCUGGAGAAACGAUCACUGUGAAUUUAGCACUGGUUGGUGGUGAUUUUGGUGUUACUGUUGGAUCAGUUUAUGCAACACUAUUGCAAUAUUAUUGUGUACGGCAAUAUGAUUGUGUAUGGCUUAAUAAUAUAACCACAAAGACGAUUUCAAGUGCGGAGUGCUUCCAUGAGGAGUAUGUAAUACACUCUGACAAUGAUAAUAGUUCUAUGUUCCUUUUUCUCUCAUCUGAUCGUAUUAAUAAUAAUUUUAAUUAUGAUAUCAUGUCUAGGGGGUGGUACAAUGAUUCCAUAAGGAGGUAUGAAGAAAACAAGGAAAUUGAUUACUAUUUGGCCACCGCAAGUAUAAUAUUACAUAUUACUCUUCAGAAGUGUCCUAAAGGGCUUAUCCUCAACAAAAAAAAAGCUUCAUGUCAAUGUAUCCAGACACUUACGGACGUUGGCGUAACAAAAUGUGUAAUUUUGGAUGGAGAGGUGUGGAUAACCCGCAGUGGUGCUAUCUGGGUGAGCAACUCAGAAGUUAUAGACAAUGAGACGGGCGUUGUGGCAUACAAGUAUUGCCCAUUUGAUUACUGUACAGCAAAAGAGUUUGCUGUUCAAUUACGCAAUCCCAACUCUCAGUGUGCUUUUAGUCACAGUGGUGUUCUGUGUGGAGGUUGUUCCCCAAAUCUCAGCUUAGCAUUGGGUAGUCCUCGGUGUCUGCCUUGCUCUGAUGAUGGACAUGUGGCUUUUUUUAUUCCCUUUGCAAUUGCUGGUUUGUUGUUAGUGCUCUUCAUUAAGUUGUUAGAUCUGACGAUAACCAAAGGAGCUGUCAAUGGACUGCUUUUGUAUGCUAACAUUCUGUGGACUAAUCAAAGCAUUUUCUUUCCUCAUGCAAUUCGCUCGUCAUCUUCUGUAUUUCGUUUUUUUGUCACGUUUGUGGCAUGGCUCAAUUUGGAUCUUGGAAUUGAAACCUGUUUCAUUCAGGGCCUGGAUAUGUAUUGGAAAACUUGGUUGCAAUUUUUGUUCCCUCUUUAUAUUUGGAGUAUUGCCGGGCUCAUCAUCUUAGCUUGCCGCUAUUCUGACAAAGCUACUAAACUGUUCGGUAACAAUUCAGUUCAUGUUUUAGCUACAUUGGUCCUACUCUCGUACUCGAAGCUUCUCCGUACAAUUAUUACAUCAUUGGGGUUUGCUAUUCUUGACUUAUAUCCUAGUGGGACGAGAGUUGUGUGGCUAGCAGAUGGUAAUGUUCCAUAUUUUGGUGUACGUCACUCAUUCCUUCUCAUAGCGGCAAUACUUGCUCUGAUAAUAUUCGUAUUGCCUUAUACAGUAACAAUACUGCUAGUGCCUUGGCUAAGGAAAUGUGGUAACAUCUCAUGGGUUAACAAACUAAAGCCAUUCUUUGAUGCUCAUUAUGGCCCCCUCAAAGACAACCACCAGUACUGGAUUGGAUUGACACUGCUUGUACGUGUAAUACUGGCCAUUACCAAUGUUACAAUUCAAGCCAUUGGUCCCACUGUCAAUCUUUUUGUAACUAUAACUUUGUCUUCACUAUUGCUCUAUGUGGUUGGUUUUUCACAUAAAAAGCGGUAUCUCUCAAUCCUCGAGGCCUCUUUUGUUGCCAAUGUGAUUAUUGUUGGGGGAGGAUUUUUGUACUUAAGUAACCAAAAUGCUUUUGCUGGUGUUUCUGUUGGUAUUGCAUUCCUCACAUUUCUACUAAUAAUCUGUGCACAAGGGUACACUCAAUUGAAGACACUUUGUCGUUGCAAAACUGUACAUAGAGAGUAUGAAAACAUUAACGGUGUGAAUGACUCUAAAACAGAGAGUGUCCCUCCCACUCAUUCCGUGGUUUCAUUGUACGAUAAUACGACCCAAGACUACUACCCACUGAGAGAAUCAUUGCUGGAGAGUGACGCUCACUGAAAAAUGGCAAGAAAGUGACCAUUUUUUUCGAAGAGUGUUAACAACUAUUUGAUGAUAAUUAUAGAUAAAGAAUAUAAUUAUGCAAAACAAGACAAUCUUUUCUUU